UUCGAAACAAACUUUUUUGACAAUAUUGAGGACCCUGAUGCACAAAAAAGGGUACCAAUAUUACAUGCGCAUUUAAUUAUGUUAAAAACUUAUUUAGAGAAUCUUAGACACCCUAUAAAUGAAGGGGAGCUUAUGAUUCACUUUGUUGCCCCUGCUUUUAGAGUGAGCAUUGAUCAAAAACAGAAGAAGUUUCGAAAACUAUGGUGUGAGCAACAAUUAGUAGCUAGUCAAGAAAGACGUAGAGUUAACCAAGAUCCUAAUGAUGAUCGUGCCCGUAUGGGCCAGAAAACGGAUUUAAUCAUUACUCUGCCAACAGGACCGGUUUUAGAAG
Acaulospora morrowiae is the source of this 331-nucleotide messenger RNA. The record is from the annotation of a GenBank genome assembly. NCBI's taxonomy places the organism in Eukaryota, Fungi, Glomeromycota, Glomeromycetes, Diversisporales, Acaulosporaceae.